Pteropus alecto (black flying fox) is the source of this 1251-nucleotide messenger RNA. Its product is annotated as C-C chemokine receptor type 5. Gene Ontology annotation, cellular component: cytoplasm; membrane. Gene Ontology annotation, biological process: immune response; G protein-coupled receptor signaling pathway; inflammatory response. The coding region runs from base 6 to 1064 and encodes 352 amino acids. The transcript has a single exon. Lineage: Eukaryota; Metazoa; Chordata; Mammalia; Chiroptera; Pteropodidae. The record is from RefSeq and is a predicted model, not a curated record. Gene Ontology annotation, molecular function: chemokine (C-C motif) ligand 5 binding; C-C chemokine receptor activity.
GCAAGAUGGAUUACUCAGUGGCGACUCCAUCCUAUGACAUUGAUUACAGUAUGGCGGAGCCCUGCCAGAAAAUCAACGUGAGGCAGAUAGCGGCCAGCCUCCUGCCCCCGCUCUACUCGCUGGUGUUCAUCUUUGGUUUCGUGGGCAACUUGCUGGUCGUCCUCAUCCUGAUAAACUGCAAAAAGCUGAAGAGCAUGACCGACAUCUACCUGCUCAACCUGGCCAUCUCCGACCUGCUUUUCCUCUUCACCAUCCCGUUCUGGGCUUACUAUGCAGCAGGCCAGUGGGACUUUGGAAAUAGAAUGUGUCAGUUUUUGACGGGACUCUAUCUUAUUGGCUUCUUCUCUGGAAUCUUCUUCAUCAUCCUCUUGACAAUGGAUAGGUACUUGGCUAUCGUCCAUGCCGUGUUUGCUUUAAAAGCCAGGACAGUCACCUUUGGGAUGAUGACAAGUGGGGUCACCUGGGUGGUGGCUGUGUUCGCCUCUCUCCCAGGAAUCAUCUUUACCAAAUCCCAAAAAGAAGGCUCUCGUUGUACAUGCAGCCCUCAUUACCCACCCAGCCAGUAUCAUUUCUGGAAGAAUUUCCAGGCAUUAAAGAUAGUCUUUUUGGGCCUGAUCCUGCCACUGCUUGUCAUGGUGAUCUGCUACUCGGGAAUCCUGAAGACCCUGCUUCGCUGUCGAAACGAGCAGAGGAGGCACAGAGCCGUGAGGCUCAUCUUCGUGAUCAUGAUCGUUUAUUUCCUUUUCUGGGCGCCCUACAGCAUCGUCCUUCUGCUCAACACCUUCCAGGCCUUCUUCGGCCUGAAUAACUGCAGUAGCUCUAAUAGGCUGGACCAAGCCAUGCAGGUGACAGAGACCCUCGGGAUGACGCACUGCUGUAUCAACCCCAUCAUCUACGCCUUCGUCGGGGAGAAGUUCAGACGGUACCUCUCCGUGUUUUUCCAAAAGCACAUCGCCAGACGCCUCUGCAAACACUGUCCCCUCUUUCAGCGAGAAGCUCCCGAGCGUGGAAGCUCCGUUUAUACUCGUUCCUCUGGGGAGCAGGAUAUCUCUGUUGUCUUGUGACUUGUUUUUCACACACAGACCGGGGUGGGAGGAAGUUACUGUCAUAGAGGGUCUAAGAUCCAUCCAUCUAUUUGGCAUCUGUUCUAAGUCCAGCAGAGUUGAAACUCAUAAAUUCUAGAAUGCCAAAUCAAAACAUGGAUGAAAUAGCCUUGUCAUCUCCCUUCCAUGUACAUCGACUCAUGGGCAA